AAGAACACCAUUAUAAUUGGGAAAAUUGCACUUUAUCAUCUUUUGGUUGGAUUGAAGCAGAACAGAGGUCACCACUGAGAUCCAUAGAGGAGAGGAAGAGGAGGCCUGUCUUUGUGGAAGACACGUAAAGCAGCACAGCCUGGUACUGCCUCCCCAUUUUGGAUAUUUCAGACAGAGCUGAAGCAGUGAGAAAAUGAGUGUUCUUCUCAUUGAGGCUUUUUAUGGCGGUUCCCACAAACAGCUGAUGGAUCUUCUUCAAGAAGAGCUGAAAGAAGAAUGUGUCCUCUGUACGCUCCCUGCCAAGAAGUGGCAUUGGAAAGCACGGACUGCUGCUCUUUAUUUCAUGCAAACGGUGCCAGCUAGUGCUAAUUACAGGAUCCUCUUUGCAAGCUCCGUGCUUAACCUGGCUGAACUCGCUGCCCUGCGCCCUGACCUGGGCAAAUUGAAAAAGGUCCUCUACUUCCAUGAGAACCAAUUGGUGUAUCCUGUCCAGAAGUGCAAGGAAAGGGAUUUCCAGUAUGGAUACAACCAGAUUCUUUCAUGUUUGGUUGCUGAUAUUGUGGUCUUCAACUCUGCUUUUAAUAUGGAAUCAUUUCUUACGUCCAUUGGAAAAUUUAUGAAGCUGAUUCCUGACCACAGACCUAAGGAUUUGGAAAAAAUAAUCAGACCGAAGUGCCAAGUUCUUUAUUUUCCAGUCAGGUUUCCUGAUGUGAGCAGGUCAGUACAUUUUCCACGUCAUAAAUUGCCUCCAGUCUGUCAAAACUUACCUAUUUAUGGUGAAGCUUUAACUAAUCAGUUACAGCAUUGUUAAGUAAAGAGCUGGAAG
Messenger RNA from Meleagris gallopavo (turkey), 826 nucleotides. The record is from RefSeq and is a predicted model, not a curated record. NCBI's taxonomy places the organism in Eukaryota, Metazoa, Chordata, Aves, Galliformes, Phasianidae.